AAGGCUUCAAGAUGGAAGACCAAUAUGCACACUGGUGAGAAGAAGAAAGAUGUCCCACAGAAAGUAUUACAUUACUUUCCCAUCAUACCAAGAUUGAAGAGGAUGUUCCGGUCUGAGCAAAUGGCAAAGGAUUUGAGGUGGUACUUCACCAACAAAAGCACAGAUGGAAAACUUUGGCACCCUGUUGAUUCAGUGACAUGGGAUCAGGUGAAUGCAAAACACCCGGCCUUUGCAGCAGAAGAAAGGAACCUGAGGCUUGGUCUUUCAACUGACGGAUUUAAUCCCUUCAAUAUGAAGAAUUCGAUGUACAGUUGCUGGUCUGUUUUGCUAGUGAACUAUAACUUGCUGCCUGACCUAUGCAUGAAGAAGGAGAACAUCUUGCUUUCGUUGUUGAUUCCUGGUCCACAACAGCCUGGUAAUAGCAUCGAUGUGUACUUAGAACCCCUCAUCGACGAUUUAAACCAUCUGUGGAGCAGUGGAGAGGUAACCUACGAUGCUGUAACUUGUUGUACUUUUAAUCUUAAUGCAAUGCUGCCUUGGACGAUCAGUGAUUUCCCAGCUUAUGAGAAUCUUGCAGGCUGUAAAGUCAAGGGGAAAAUGGGGUGUCCGUUAUGUGGAAAGAAGACAGAUAGUAUGUGGCUAAAGUUCAGCAGAAAACAUGUCUACAUGUGCCAUAGAAAGGGUCUGCCACCAACUCAUAGUUUUAGAGGAAAGAAGAAGUGGUUUGAUGGAAAAGCUGAACAAGGGAGAAGGGGUAGAAUACUAACAGGUCGUGAAAUUUCUCAAAAUCUGAGAAACUUCAACAAUGACUUUGGAAAUUUUAAGAGAUCUGCAAGUAAGAGGAAAAGGAUUCAGAGUACUGAUUUAAGCUCUGAUGUUGAGGCUUUAUCUAGUGAAUCAGAGGAAGAAGAAGAGGAAGAGGAAGAGGAAGAGGAAGAGGAAGAAGUUCAAGUCGAUGAAGAUGAGUUAUCUCGGUGGAAGAAGAGAUCAAUCUUCUUCAGGCUACCAUACUGGGAGGAACUUCCGAUGAGACACAACUUGGAUGCCAUACAUGUGGAGAGGAAUGUGGCUGCGAGUUUAGUUUCCACAUUGUUGCACUCUGGAAAAUCUAAGGAUGGUCUUGCUGCUCGUAAAGAUCUGGAGGAAUUUGGUAUUAGGCAGGAGUUGCACCCUAAAAUCCAAGGAAAACGAACAUAUCUUCCUCCAGCACUAUGGUCUUUGUCGAAGGCAGAGAAGAAGAUCUUUUGCAGGCGACUAUUUGACUUCAAAGGGCCAGAUGGAUAUUGCUCAAACAUUUCAAGAGGUGUUUCACUAGAUGACUGUAAAGUAUCAGGUUUGAAAUCCCAUGACUAUCAUGUUUUAAUGCAGCAACUUCUUCUGAUUGCGCUUAAAGGAUCGUUACCUAAAGGACCUAGGCUAGCCAUUUUGAGGCUGUGCGCAUUCUUCAAUAUGCUGUGUCAGAGAGUGAUUGAUAGGGAGAAGCUAUUGGUUAUGGAAGCUGAGAUUGUUGAGACUCUAUGCUUGUUUGAAAGAUUUUUUCCUCCAAGCUUCUUUGAUAUCAUGGUCCAUUUUGAGGUUGUGCGCAUUGUUCAAUAUGUUGUGCCAGAGAGUGAUUGAUAGGGAGAAGCUAUUGGUUAUGGAAGCUGAGAUUGUUGAGACUCUAUGCUUGUUUGAAAGAUUUUUCCCUCCAAGCUUCUUUGAUAUCAUGGUCCAUUUGACUGUGCACCUAGGAAGGGAAGCCCGCCUUGGUGGACCAGUCCAAUUUAGAUGGAUGUACCCAUUUGAAAGGUACAUAAAAGUCCUCAAAGACUUUGUGAGAAAUCCUGCAAGACCUGAGGGGUGCAUCGCUGAGUCGUAUUUAGCUGAAGAAUGUAUCGGGUUUUGCAAUGAAUUUUUUAAGAAGACAACAGACGUAGAAGAAAAAAUAGACAGAAACACAGAGUAUGAGAACAAUUCCAUCUUAGAGGGUCGUCCAAUAUCCACAGGCACUCCAAUUACUCUGACUGAAAUGGAAAAGAAAGUAGCACAUCUUGCUAUCAUCCAAAACAUGGCUUUCGUGAACCAUACGUAGAUGAGCAUCUACAGUAUUUACAAGACACAUGUGAAAAAUGUCGGCGAGAUGCAUCAACCUUAUCAAGUAUGCACACAAAGAAUUUCGCAACUUGGCUAAAAGAACAGGUGCCUCUUGAUUCUACAGAGCAUGAAGAAACACUUAAGUGGAUAACUUAUGGUCCAUGUUGUUCUGCAAGGUCUUAUACAUGAUUCAUAGUUAAUGGGCAGGGGUUUCACACAACGUCAAUUGAUAGGAGAAGUCAGAAUAGUGGGGUUUAUUAUGAGGCUACAGCAGUCUGUAGAUCUAGUGCCAAAGAUAUAUCACAGGUCGUCGAUCUGGUUUCUUUUUACGGCAGAGUAACUGACAUCAUUUUGCUGGAUUAUAAAGUCUUCUAUGUCCCUCUGUUCCGGUGUGAAUGGGCAGUAAAGGGUAAUGGAGUGAAGAUUGAAGAUGGUUUCACCCUUGUUAACCUCCAUCAUAGUCAAGCAUCCUUUGCAAGUGAUCUAUACAUUCUAGCAUCUCAAGCAAAGCAAGUCUUUUACUCUAGGGAAGAUGAGUCAUCACAUUGGUAUACUGUUAUGAGAGAUCCUUCGAGAAGAUACAGUAAGGAAGAUAUUCAAGAGGGGACUGCAAACAUUGGGCCAUUACCAUCAAAUAUCGACAUGGAAGUUGACAUUGAUGAGGCAGAGAAUGUCAGAACUGAUUGUGAAGGCAUAUAUGUGUGAAACGUAUCCCUUUUGAUUAUUUUCAUUGUCUGUAUGUUUGUUCGGUUUGGUCAUUGUCUGUUUGUUUGGUUUGGUCAUGGUCAUUCUAUGUUUGUUUGGAAUGUUCGUUGUUUGUUUGUUUGGUUGGUCUUGGUCUGUUUGUUUGGAUUUAUCAGUGUCUGUUAGUUUCGAACUAAUUCUUCCUUUCAUAAUUUGUUCCAGGUAAAUUGUUAUGGCCGGUGGAACGAAAAACAAAAGAGGAGGGAAGCCAAAAAAGAAAGAAAAACAAGCAGAUGAUGAUGUUGAGUUCGUGCGUACUUUGGAGACAGGUGAGCAACAUGUGACAGAACCAGAAGAAGGUGAGCAACAUGUGAGAACCACAAGAAGAUGAACAACAUAUGAUAGAACCUGAGACAGAACGAGCUGAUAGUGAGCCUGAAGGUGAGAUCGGACAGUCUACAGUUCCGGAGCCAAAAGAUUCAAACUCCCGUAAGAGAAAGCGUGGACCAACAAUGAUGAAAGACAUAGCUAAAGAUCCAAAUAGCAGAGUUCAUGUAGAUUUCACUUUCAUGGGAGAACCUUACUGAUGCGCCUCAGUCCAUGGAUCAGUACAUGGAACCGGACCAGAUUGGAGAUCAGGCCGAUCAGAACAACUCAGCCGAGGUUCGUCUACCGAGCCGUGCCAACCAGGACGAUCGUGCCGUGUACCACCUAGACCCGCUUACAUCCGGGAUGGAGCUUAGACCAGACCCACGUCCAGACAUCCGAACUGACUAAUCCAGUACGCGUUCUUCCCAGCCAUCUCGACAAGCCAAAGCCAACAGCCGAGCCAGACUUGACUUGGAUCGUGAGGUUUCCCAAAAUGAUCUAGACUUCUCUCUCUUGGUCCAUUUGGUGCGAACCAAGUGUCCUAAAGACCAAACCGAUGGACUAUCUCUCAUGUCUGACACUCUCUUGGAUUUCUAUCAUUCAUAUUUCUCUAAGGCACGAAUCAUCCAGCUUUCUGAAGACUUAGGCCGCAUCAGUACACUGCUUGAUCACCCGGCGGACUGUCCAGACCGUCCCGAGUUCGUCCAGAUCCUUACCGCGACAACUCCAACUUGGCCGAAUGAAUCUGGACAUCAGCCGAAGAAUCACUUUGACCAGAUCUGAUCUGAAGAGUUAUUUGACUGCCUUUCAACAUACCACAAGUAGUAUAAGUAUGUAAACUCUUUCUCAUAAUCAAUGAAUCGAUUUUCCCCUUAA
Molecule: messenger RNA, 4002 nt
Organism: Brassica napus (rape)
Lineage: Eukaryota; Viridiplantae; Streptophyta; Magnoliopsida; Brassicales; Brassicaceae
Exons: 5
Coding region: 25-1617 (530 amino acids)
Source: RefSeq, a predicted model, not a curated record